Messenger RNA from Eubalaena glacialis (North Atlantic right whale), 1908 nucleotides. RefSeq names its product solute carrier family 6 member 2 (gene SLC6A2). The record is from RefSeq and is a predicted model, not a curated record. The transcript has 14 exons. Gene Ontology annotation, cellular component: neuron projection; presynaptic membrane; plasma membrane. Gene Ontology annotation, biological process: dopamine uptake involved in synaptic transmission; sodium ion transmembrane transport. Gene Ontology annotation, molecular function: dopamine:sodium symporter activity; neurotransmitter:sodium symporter activity; norepinephrine:sodium symporter activity. Bases 55 to 1908 code for a protein of 617 amino acids. Lineage: Eukaryota; Metazoa; Chordata; Mammalia; Artiodactyla; Balaenidae.
CAGAGCCUCGGCGUGGUCCCAGUAUCACCGACUCCCCUCUCGCCAGCCGCACCCAUGCUUCUGGCGCGGAUGAACCCGCAGGUGCAGCCGGAGAACAGCGGGGCGGGCCCGGGGUCGGAGCAGCCCCAGCGGAAGCGCAAAGCUGCAGAACUCUUGGUGGUGAAAGAGCGCAACGGCGUCCAGUGCCUCCUGGCGUCCCGCGACGGCGAUGAGCAGCCCCGGGAGACCUGGGGCAAGAAAAUCGACUUCCUGCUGUCGGUGGUCGGCUUCGCCGUAGACCUGGCCAACGUGUGGCGCUUCCCCUAUCUCUGCUACAAGAACGGCGGAGGUGCCUUCCUGAUCCCGUACACCCUAUUCCUCAUCAUCGCUGGCAUGCCCCUGUUCUACAUGGAGCUGGCUCUGGGCCAGUACAACCGGGAAGGGGCAGCCACCGUGUGGAAGAUCUGCCCAUUUUUCAAAGGAGUUGGCUACGCUGUGAUCCUCAUUGCACUCUACGUUGGCUUCUACUACAAUGUCAUCAUUGCCUGGUCACUCUACUACCUCUUCUCCUCCUUCACCCUUAACCUGCCCUGGACUGACUGCGGCCAUGCCUGGAACAGCCCCAACUGCACCGACCCCAAGCUCCUCAACAGCUCCGUGCUGGGCAACCAUACCACGUACUCCAAGUACAAGUUCACGCCGGCAGCAGAGUUUUAUGAGCGUGGCGUCCUGCACCUCCACGAGAGUAGUGGGAUUCAUGACAUCGGCCUGCCCCAGUGGCAGCUCUUGCUCUGUCUGAUUGUCGUCGUCAUCGUCCUGUUUUUUAGCCUCUGGAAAGGAGUGAAGACAUCAGGAAAGGUGGUGUGGAUCACGGCCACGCUGCCUUACCUCGUGUUGUUUGUGCUCCUGGUCCACGGCAUCACGCUGCCCGGCGCUUCCAAUGGCAUCAACGCCUACCUGCAUAUCGACUUCUACCGUCUGAAAGAGGCCACGGUAUGGAUUGAUGCUGCAACUCAGAUAUUUUUUUCCUUGGGCGCUGGAUUUGGUGUCUUGAUUGCAUUUGCUAGUUACAACAAAUUUGACAACAACUGCUAUAGGGACGCCCUACUCACCAGCACCAUCAACUGUGUCACCAGCUUCAUCUCUGGGUUCGCCAUCUUCUCCAUCCUUGGUUACAUGGCCCAUGAACACAAGGUCAACAUUGAGGAUGUUGCCACUGAAGGAGCUGGCCUGGUCUUCAUCCUGUACCCAGAAGCCAUUUCCACCCUAUCAGGAUCCACAUUCUGGGCUGUCAUGUUCUUCGUCAUGCUCCUGGCUCUGGGAAUUGACAGCUCAAUGGGAGGCAUGGAGGCGGUCAUCACGGGCCUGGCCGACGACUUCCAGGUCCUGAAACGACACCGGAAACUCUUCACAUUUGGUGUCUCCUUUGGAACCUUCCUUCUGGCCCUGUUUUGCAUAACCAAGGGUGGAAUAUACGUGCUGACCCUGCUGGACACGUUUGCGGCGGGGACCUCCAUUCUGUUUGCUGUGCUCAUGGAGGCCAUAGGCGUCUCCUGGUUUUAUGGUGUGGACAGGUUCAGCAACGACAUCCAGCAGAUGAUGGGAUUCAAGCCGGGCCUGUACUGGAGACUCUGCUGGAAGUUUGUCAGCCCUGCGUUCCUCCUGUUUGUGGUGGUCGUGAGCAUCAUCAAUUUCAAGCCGCUCACCUACGAUGACUACAUCUUCCCACUCUGGGCCAACUGGGUCGGGUGGGGCAUCGCGGGCUCCUCCAUGGUCCUGGUGCCUGCCUACGUCGUCUACAAGUUCCUCAGCACGCGGGGCUCCCUUCUCGAGAGACUGGCCUAUGGCAUCACCCCAGAGAACGAGCAUCACCUGGUGGCCCAGAGGGACGUCAGGCAGUUCCAAUUGGAACACUGGCUGGCCAUCUGA